Molecule: messenger RNA, 1002 nt
Organism: Saccostrea cuccullata (small rock oyster)
Lineage: Eukaryota; Metazoa; Mollusca; Bivalvia; Ostreida; Ostreidae
Exons: 3
Coding region: 3-986 (327 amino acids)
Biological process (GO): protein phosphorylation
Molecular function (GO): protein kinase activity; ATP binding
Source: RefSeq, a predicted model, not a curated record
AAAUGGAUAAAUCUUUGGCCUCUGCCAAAGAGGACAAUGAUGAAGACAAAGAACAUGAAGAAGAAAAUGACUCGAUGAUAAAUGAUAAACUUUUAAAUGCUCCUAGCCCCCCUUCUGAAUCUCCAAAUCAAGAGAUACUUAAAGGCAAGAAAAAUGAAUCAAAAAAUGAAGAGGAAAAAAAAAUAGAUCUCCUUCUUGCAAAUGACAAAUCAUUUCAAAGGAAAUAUAAAGUGGAAGAAAAACUUGGAAGUGGAAAAUUUGGAAUUGUAUAUAGAGUAACACGUAAAUAUUGUGACAAGGAAGUAAAUCCUAUAGCACUGAAAAUUUUGUGUAAAGACUUAAUGCGGGAUCCAGAAACCACAUUAAAUGAAAUAAAAAAAAAUGUUCGACUUUGUCAAAGUAAAUCAUGUCCGAAUGUAGUUUCAUUUUUCAGCUUUAACGAGUACAUUGAUCAGUCACAUCGAUAUCUUUGUCUGGAAAUGGAACUUUGCGAUGGAGGGACACUGAAGAAUCCAAAGUCCCAUGAACAUAAAUUUGUCAAUGAUACAUUUAGAAAGAAGAUUUUAAAAGAGACUAUAUCUGGUAUGCUAUUUAUUCAUGACUGUAGUGUGGCACACUGGGACAUUCAUGGAGGAAAUAUACUCUUCAAAAGUGAAGAUGAUGAUACUAUUAAAUUUGGGGACUUUGGUCUCACAAGAGAUAGUACACACUCACAGGAUUUGGAUAUACAAGAGCUUGGAAGAACUUUAUUGAAGUGCGUUUUUUUAAGGGAAUCAGGUUUUUCUGAUUGGAAUCUAAUUUCAAUUGAAUUUCUUUUAUGUGAAGCUAAAGUCCAGAAGGAUUUAAGGGAGAUACUGGAAGGAUUGACAUUCAACACUAUGUCACUGCCAGAGGCACAGAGAAGAAUAAUAGAAAUAAAAGAGAAGGAUUCCCAAGAUGGUAAAGAAGAGCCCUUGUCAAUUCCUUGUGCUACAGAUAAAGGUUAGUAUCAUACAUGUACAU